GUGCACCCUGGUGAUUAUUUGACGUUGAAGGCAAUAACGCGUUUUCUAAAGAUUUCAUCAAUGUAGUGCUUAGGGUUUCAAUAUGUCUGUAAUAUAAGUAGUUUGGUAGGAAAACAAAUCGAUUAAAUCUUAAAUGACUCCCACGAAGACUACAAAAACUGAAGUAGAAAUGGUGAUACGAAAUAGAAAAACUGUUAUGAAAGAGGGGAUUAUGACAAUGUCGGGCAUCGGUGAACCUUCAGUCUUCCACGCUUUGGUUGUCAUCUUUUUGGAGUUCUUCGCAUGGGGCUUGCUAACAAUGCCGAUAAUAUCCGUGCUGAACGCUACUUUCCCGGACCAUACCUUUCUGAUGAACGGACUCAUAAUGGGAAUCAAGGGCAUUCUAUCAUUCCUGUCAGCGCCUCUCAUCGGAGCCCUAUCCGACGUGUGGGGCCGCAAGUUCUUCCUACUGGUCACGGUGUUCUUCACGUGCGCGCCAAUCCCGCUCAUGACCAUAAACACUUGGUGGUUUUUUGCGAUGAUCAGUAUUAGCGGAGUGUUUGCUGUGACUUUUUCUAUUGUGUUCGCGUACGUGGCUGAUGUAACAACAGAGGCGGAGCGCUCGCGAGCUUACGGCCUAGUGUCUGCGACCUUUGCAGCUAGCAUGGUCAUAUCGCCCGCUCUCGGCGCCUAUCUCAUGGAUUUAUACGGCGAAGCGUUGGUUGUAGCCGCCGCUACGGCAGUUGCGGUAUUGGAUGUGUUCUUCAUAAUGGUAGCGGUGCCUGAGAGCCUGCCAGAGAAAGUGAGACCGAGUGGUUGGGGACCUGCUAUAAGUUGGGAGCAGGCUGAUCCAUUUGCCGCUCUGAGGAAGGUCGGUGCCGAACGUACAGUGCUGAUGUUGUGUGUGGCAGUGUUCCUCUCAUAUCUACCUGAAGCCGGACAGUAUUCUUGCAUAUUUGUGUAUUUAAAAUUAGUAAUGGGCUUUGGUGUAGUACAAGUGGCUAUAUUCAUAGCAAUUGUUGGAGUACUCAGCAUAGCGGUACAAGUAGUGCUUGGAUUUUUAAUGCGGUCACUUGGAGCAAAACAUACAAUUAUGGUGGGACUCUUAUUUGAAAUGCUUCAGCUCAUGUGGUACGGAUUUGGAAGUCGCACAUGGAUGAUGUGGGCAGCAGGAGUGCUUGCAGCUCUUGGAUCUCUGACAUACCCGGCGAUCAGUGCAUAUGUGUCGGUGAACAGUCGGGCAGACCGCCAGGGUGUCGUACAAGGAAUGGUUACUGGAGUAAGAGGACUUUGUAAUGGUCUUGGACCAGCAAUGUUUGGAGUGAUAUUCUAUUUAUUCCAUGUGGAUCUCAAUGAGGAACAUGCGGUGACUGGCUUAGAUGGAAAGCCAGAGGAGAAAUAUGUAAGAUUGGUGCCAGGUCCACCCUUUGUAUUGGGAGCACUGCUCGUGAUUUGCGCGCUCCUCGUAGCGGCCUUUCUACCUGAAGAUGGCACUGUUGGCAGUGGACGACGGGCUCCGGCAGACCUGAAGUUCGAAGUGGAGAGGGGCCGUCGCGUGGCGGGCCCCCUGUCCCCGCUGAUGGCCCCGGAGUCAGCGGCCCUCUAGCUAGCGGCGAAGGCCGGUAGAGCGGCCAGUGUGUGACUCCCAGAGCUGCCUGCGCCCAACCGGCGCCAGAGCGAAUGCAUUUAGGAUGGUACCAAAGCAAACUCAGUGAGUGAAGUGAGUCCCAUAUUCUAUGAUUCUUGCACGAAGUACGUUGACUACAUUCCCGCGUAUCACAUGUUUCGUUCCGCUUAAAUGGAAACAUUCAUUGUUAACUUUGUACUAUUUUUUAUUAAUUUUCGCUGUUGAGGGCAUGUACAUAAUUGUAAUAAAUAAUAGAAUCACAGUACAAGUCCUCUCUUUCGUAUUUGAGCUUAACAUCACACAAUAUUAAUAUAAAACCCUGCAUUUACAUCGAAACCUAUCAUUCUUGUCAUAUUCCUGAUGUCUAUAGGUCAGAAUUGCAUUGACAAAGGCACAUAGUGCCAACAUGCUAACAUUUAUUUUAAGAUACCAUUACAUGUGGUUAUCUUAGUAUACUUAGAAAUAAGUCUUGCAGUUAAAAUAAUGAAACCAUUAACUUAAUUGUAUAAUGAAAUUCAUAAUUAAAAUAUAAUAAGGUUUACUAUGAUAAGUAAUUGAACAAGUCAUUAGGAAUAGUUAUUUUGAGUAGUUUAUAAGCUGCCUAUCUCCACUACAACACAAAUUUGCAUUUUUAAUCCAAAAAUGUUUGCAACAAUCAAGUAAUCAUAUAAACAGUAACAACUAAAGAAUUUCAUGAAGAGAUAAAAUAUAAAAUUAUUAUUGACCAAUGUGUUUUUAAUAAUUAAAGAAGAAACAAACUGAUUCAUAAAAGUAGAUUCAAAAUUAGCAUUACAAGAUUAUUAAAAAAACCAAUAUGUCAAAUAUGAGUUAAUAUUGCUCACCCUCAAAAAUAAAAAAACAAGUCUUAGAGGACUGGUUUGCAUCAAAAAUCGAUAUUCCAAAGAGGAAAAUAACAUA
Molecule: messenger RNA, 2524 nt
Organism: Papilio polytes (common Mormon)
Lineage: Eukaryota; Metazoa; Arthropoda; Insecta; Lepidoptera; Papilionidae
Product: hippocampus abundant transcript 1 protein
Exons: 1
Coding region: 134-1585 (483 amino acids)
Biological process (GO): transmembrane transport
Cellular component (GO): membrane
Molecular function (GO): transmembrane transporter activity
Source: RefSeq, a predicted model, not a curated record